This is a messenger RNA of Blepharisma stoltei, 494 nucleotides long. The record is from the annotation of a GenBank genome assembly. Lineage: Eukaryota; Ciliophora; Heterotrichea; Heterotrichida; Blepharismidae.
AUGGAAAAUAUCAAGGAAGUUAUUUCUAAAGCUAAUUAUUUGAAAAGCCGUAAUCAGCAAGACGAAGCCUUAGAAGUCCUCGAAGAAGCUUUCAAUCGAUUUAGAAGUUCUCACUAUGAAACAUGGGAAAUUGCGAAACUUCUUGCUGAGAUGUACUUAACCAAUUCCGAACUAUUCGACCAAUCAGGACUGGUAGCUCCUGCAUUUGAGCAGCUUCAAAAAGCGUUAAAAAUUACUAAUCCAAGCCCUCUUCAGCGAUGAAAAGAGCGCAUUGAUUGGCAACUUCUAACUUGCCUAUAAGCAGAAAUUAUUAUUUAAUUAUUUUAGACAGUCUAAUAUCAAUUAAAUUAAGCAAAAAAAUUCCUCAUUCAUAGAGGGAAGUAAGAAUCAGCAUCUACACCACCUUAGCCGAACAUUAUAGAAGGUAUCUUUCAAGUAGAGAAUUGGUGAUCUACCAAACGAAGCAAAAAUGUGACAGAGCUCAAUCAAAAUAG